UUUAUCUACAUUUAUCCAACUCUAAUUGUAUUUAAUUUAGCAGAAAGGUGUGGAUCGAGGCUGAUGGACAGAGGUGAUGGAAGCCGCACCCAGUGCUAUAAGUUAAUGGGGAAGAGAGAUCUGUUGUCACAAACCGCCCUCACAGCUUCUUUGGCGCCAACUGCCUCUCCACCUUUCCAGUCAUCUCUUUAUUUUUCUUAGUCUCCCUGCUUUCUCUUUUUCCCUCUUUCUCUCCAUACCUGUAGCCUACCAACAGCUGUUUGGAUGUUUUAUUUUUGCAUUUACAAACUGUUGUUAUUUUCUUCGCCAACACCAACAGAUUUAUAAACAUUAUGGAUGUGAGUUUUUCAGGGUGAAAUAUUCUCGGGGCUCUGCCCUCGCGCUACGCCGUAAGAGUGACCACAUGAGUUCAGCUGGGUGAGACAAGACCCCCACGGUGCACAUCGGAGUAGCCUACUACCAGCUCAUGUGCUGCCUGCUACCAUGGAGCGGUCAUGGGUCGGUCUGCUGCUCCUCGCGCUCUGCCUUUUACUUACGGAAGUCAGCGGGAGAAAUCCCACAUGUCACUUCAUCUGGGAGCUGCAGAGGGCGGAGCUAGAGUGUCACAAUCAGCUGGAGAAACAAUCACUAGAGCCUCCCGGAUGUGGUGGUCUAUGGGACAACAUCUCAUGCUGGGCCCCAGCAGCAGUAGGGGAAGAGGUGACUCUCUCCUGCCCCCCUGCUCUCACACACCUCUUCGGACGACAUGGUACCUUUAGUAGGAACUGUACUGAGGCUGGCUGGUCUGACAUCUACCCCAGCAUCAGCACGGUCUGCUGGUCCAGCGACAACAAACCUAACAAGCUGCUGUUCUACUCAGUGGUGAAGACUCUGUACACUCUGGGCCACAGCCUCUCAAUUAUUGCUCUCGUCACCUCUACAUUCACCCUCUGUCUGAUCAGGAGGCUCCACUGCACUAGGAACUACAUCCAUGUGAACCUGUUUGUGUCGUUCAUCUUGCGAGCGGUGGCUGUGCUGGUUAAAGACUCUGUCAUCUUCUCCCAGAACCAAAACACUGACUGUAGCACACAGCCCUCACUGGUGGGCUGUAAGGUCAGUUUGGUGAUGUUUAACUAUUUCAUAAUGGCUAACUUCUUCUGGCUGCUGGUGGAGGGGCUCUACCUACAGACACUGCUCCUGGUAACCUAUUCAUAUACACACCUCGCUGUCUACCUCACAAUCGGCUGGGGGUUACCCUCAGUAUUUCUGGUGAUCUGGAUCUUCUGUAGGAUGUAUCUGGAAGACACCGACUGCUGGGAGAGGAAUGACAUUCCUACCCCUAGGAGGGUGAUCAACUGGCCCAUAAUGGCAUCUGUGAUAAUCAACUUUGUUCUGUUCAUCAGUAUCAUCCGUAUCCUGGUCCAGAAACUACUCUGCUCUGACGUGGGCGGGAACACCCAAUCACAGUACAGGUGUCUGGCUAAGUCCACCCUGCUGCUGAUUCCUCUAUUUGGAGUCAACUACAUGGUGUUUGUCUACCUGGUGGAGACAGAGAGCGACAGGAUGGCAGAAUAUAAGAUUAUCUUUGAUCUGGGACUGGGGUCAUUCCAGGGUCUGGUGAUAGCUACUCUCUACUGCUUCCUCAACACCGAGGUCCAAGGGGAACUGAAGAGGAUGUGGAGGAGUGUGUCAUUAAAGCAUUACAUCGGGUGGGACUGCCUUCUACAUAAUGCGUCAAUCAGCCGUAACUCCACCCACUUCAAGCGGAACUCCAGAGCCCAGUCCAUCCUGCAGACGGAGACCACUUCACUGUGACCCAGAAGUAGUUCCACCUCUGUGGCCUGGAAGUGGAUCUAACACAAUAUAACCUGGAAGUGGAACUAACUCUGUCUUUGACCAUGAAGUGAAGCUGGGGUAAAUCAACCAACACAAGUUGAGGGUCAGCUGAAAAGCGUGCGUGCGUGCGUGCGUGCGUGCGUGCGUGCGUGCGUGCUAUAUAUAUAUAUAUAUAUAUAUAAUGUGUUCUGAAAGCUAUUAUAGAACAUCAUAUAUCCUAUGUUUAUGAGGCAGAAGCCUGGAGCACUGAGCUUUCUGUUUUCCACUGGAAUGGGCUUGGUAUUCCAGGUAUUAUAUAUCUAUAUGUAUAUAUAUAUAUACACACACACACACGAUAACAUUGCCAAAUAAAGUGAAAGUAGAUAAUAAACAAAAGUUAAAUAAACAAUACAAAUUAACAGUAAACAUUACACAAGAAUAAAGACAUUUCAAAUGUCAUAUUAUGUAUAUAUACUGAGUGUUGUAACGAUGUGCAAAUAGUUAAAGUACAAAAGGGAAAAUAAAUCAAUCUGGGUUGUAUUUACAA
Messenger RNA from Oncorhynchus kisutch (coho salmon), 2341 nucleotides. RefSeq names its product vasoactive intestinal polypeptide receptor 2-like. The record is from RefSeq and is a predicted model, not a curated record. The coding region runs from base 484 to 1794 and encodes 436 amino acids. Gene Ontology annotation, biological process: adenylate cyclase-modulating G protein-coupled receptor signaling pathway; cell surface receptor signaling pathway. Lineage: Eukaryota; Metazoa; Chordata; Actinopteri; Salmoniformes; Salmonidae. The transcript has 13 exons. Gene Ontology annotation, cellular component: plasma membrane. Gene Ontology annotation, molecular function: peptide hormone binding; vasoactive intestinal polypeptide receptor activity; G protein-coupled peptide receptor activity.